UGUGAGAAUUCGAUAAUUUCAUAAAUUGAAAGGAUAAUUUGGCGGAGGAAACAGUGACGUUGUGGUGUGGAGAGGAAAAUAAGAGGCGGUCCGGUGUCCAACAACUCUUGUGGCGGCUAUUUGAUUUUGGUGGAAUCGGCCACCCGGAGAUUCAGUAACACUCCAGCCGUCACCUCAGGAAACGGGAAGUUCAUGGCGUCGAUAUCCUUUUUAACCUCUAAAACCCUAGUCUUACCAUCGGUGACCUACCUACCACUAUCUUCUUCUUCGUCUUCAUCUACAACGCAUAGUUGCUGUCUUGGUGGCUGCAUAUGCUCCUUCCCAAUCAAGCCGAUUUCUACUUCUAAUUUGAUUUUUGGUAGAAGGAGAACGGGGAGGCAGGUGGUCCGAAUGGCCCCGGAUGAAGAGAAGCUCACUCGUCGCAAUCCUCUCGAUUUCCCAGUUGAGUGGGAGAGGCCUAGGCCAGGACGUAGACCAGACAUCUUUCCUCAAUUUAGCCCCAUGAAAACACCACUGCCACCACCAUUGCCAUGUGAUCCCCCCCUUGAAGAAGACGAGGAGGAGGAGGAGAAGGAAGAGGAAGAAGAGGAAAAUCCUGACAAGGAAAAUCCAGAUGAGCCUGGGGAGGAAUAGAUGCUGUCCUUGAAGAACUACUUGAGUUCCUUUCCCUUUUUCCAUCUUCACUUUGUUUUUUGAUAGGCUGAAAGCGUUAGAUAUCCCUAGGGGAUGAUGAGCUGAGUUAGUUUACAAUGAACCAAAUAUGUUUGAGAGCUACAACUUAUAUUGCAAUUCUAUAUUAAAGUAAAUCUCUUAGGAUUUCUUAUUUUCUCGAGUUCCCCUGCUAUAGGCAAUGUAUUUUACGAAUAAUUAUCAUGAAUGAUAUGCCUUCUCUCCCGUUUGUACUCUCUUAUAUUUGAGUGUAGUUUCAGAGCAAAUCUUUAGAAGCUGA
Cucumis sativus (cucumber) is the source of this 949-nucleotide messenger RNA. Its product is annotated as actin-binding protein. The record is from RefSeq and is a predicted model, not a curated record. NCBI's taxonomy places the organism in Eukaryota, Viridiplantae, Streptophyta, Magnoliopsida, Cucurbitales, Cucurbitaceae. Bases 193 to 633 code for a protein of 146 amino acids. The transcript has 2 exons.